Triticum urartu is the source of this 1906-nucleotide messenger RNA. Its product is annotated as plastidic ATP/ADP-transporter. Gene Ontology annotation, cellular component: membrane. Gene Ontology annotation, molecular function: ATP:ADP antiporter activity. NCBI's taxonomy places the organism in Eukaryota, Viridiplantae, Streptophyta, Magnoliopsida, Poales, Poaceae. The record is from RefSeq and is a predicted model, not a curated record. Gene Ontology annotation, biological process: nucleotide transport.
UCCCGCAAGUUCCUCGGCGUGGACGCACUCACGCUCAAGAAGAUCGUGCCCCUGGGGCUCAUGUUCUUCUGCAUCCUCUUCAACUACACCAUCCUGAGGGACACCAAGGACGUGCUCGUCGUCACCGCCAAGGGGAGCAGCGCCGAGAUCAUCCCCUUCCUCAAGACGUGGGUCAACCUCCCCAUGGCCAUCGGCUUCAUGCUUCUCUACUCCAAGCUCGCCGACGUGCUCUCCAAGGAGGCGCUCUUCUACACCGUCAUCUUCCCCUUCAUCGCCUUCUUCGGCGUCUUCGGAUACGUGCUCUACCCUAUGCGCGACGCCAUCCACCCCACGGCGCUCGCCGACCGCCUCCUCGCGUCGCUCGGCCCCAGCUUCCUGGGGCCCGUCGCCAUCCUCCGCGUCUGGAGUUUCUGCCUCUUCUACGUCAUGGCGGAGCUCUGGGGCAGCGUUGUCAUCUCCGUCCUGUUUUGGGGAUUUGCCAAUCAGAUUACUACGGUUGAAGAGGCUAAAGAGUUUUACCCACUCUUCGGGCUUGGGGCCAAUGUGGCUCUCAUCUUCUCUGGUCGCACGGUGAAAUACUUCUCAAACAUGAGGCAGAAUUUGGGUCCAGGGGUGGACGGAUGGGCUAUAUCAUUGAAGGGCAUGAUGAGCAUCGUGGUUGUACUGGGUUUCGUCAUUGCCGGUAUCUAUUGGGGAGUGAACAAGUAUGUUAUUGAUAAAACAUCUCUGCCGGUCGAACGGAAGAAGAAGAAUAAGCCAAAGCUUAGUAUGGGGGAGAGUUUGAAGGUGCUGGUAUCAUCUCGAUAUGUGAGGGAUCUUGCCACACUGGUCGUUGCUUAUGGUAUAAGCAUCAACCUUGUAGAGGUGACAUGGAAAUCGAAAUUGAAGGCACAGUUCCCAAGUCCUAACGAGUAUUCUUCAUUCAUGGGCGAUUUCUCAACGGCUACUGGCAUAGCUACGUUUACAAUGAUGUUGUUAGGGAGAUUAAUUCUUAGAAAAUUCGGGUGGGGAGUUGCAGCUACAAUCACCCCUGCAGUGUUGCUUGUCACUGGAGUUGGAUUCUUCUCACUGCUUUUGUUGGGCGAGCCACUCACUCCUCUUCUAGCCACGUUUGGGAUGACGCCUUUGCUUGCGGCGGUCUUCGUUGGGGCACUACAGAACAUUUUCAGUAAGAGUGCAAAGUACAGUUUGUUCGAUCCUUGCAAAGAAAUGGCGUACAUUCCUUUGGAUGAGGACAUGAAGGUCAAAGGUAAGGCAGCAAUAGAUGUGGUAUGCAACCCACUGGGAAAAUCUGGAGGCGCCUUGAUCCAGCAGUUCAUGAUCUUGUCAUUUGGGUCUCUUGCCAACUCAACGCCGUACCUUGGAGGAAUAUUGCUGGUGAUUGUCAUCGCGUGGUUGGGCGCUGUAAGGUCCCUUGACUCGCAGUUCUCUCCCCUGGCAAAGCAAGACCUGGAGAGGGAACAGAAGCUGAAAGCAGAGGCGGUAGAAACGACGGCUCAAGUCGUUGGGACAGGGAACGGUUCCCUUCAAGAAAAUGUUGCUUCCACAAACGGUACGGUCAUCAAACAGUCGCAAGAACCCGAGAUCACUGCCCCUGAAAAAUCUGGCAAGCAGUCUUAAUAAGUUUCCACCCCCAGAAAUUUAGUUAGUACCGAGUUUUUGAUGGAACCAAAUGUUGCUUGGUUGGGCCUGCCAUGGGGAGCUGCUGGGAAAGGCAGUAGAGUGAUUGAUAAGAAAAAUAAGAUGGCCUGUUCUUCUGUUGUUGUAGCAUAUUUUUGACUUCAUGCAAGUAUCUAUAGCUGUUUACUGGGAGUAUCUGUAGCUGUUUGGUUUGUCGCUCCGUAGAUAUGAAACUAUUUUUCUUGAUUUUUUUAUAUUACAAUUUUGCGGAAAAUCUGCUUUCACA